CUUUAGUACACUCACAGAUAACAAAUCCGGCCACACUCGUCGGUGGGUGUAUGCGUAUCAUUAUUGCUGAAUUUUAUCCACUAUCAUCCUCUUCCUCACUCUCUCCCUCCUUUCUUCUGCAACAGAAAAACCAGCAUCCAUUUUCCCUCCAACUACUUCACCCCUUAAUCCUCUCUCUCUCUCUCUCUCUCUCUCUCUCUCUCUAAAAUGCCGAUUAUUGCCAAACUACCAUCUCCCAACCUCUUCUCAACCCUGCCAUCAACGCCACCACCAAACACCCCCCGCCGCCACACCUCCUCUCCCCCCCAACCCCCAAUCCCAGUCCCCAAAUACCCCCCGCCUCCCCUCAAAUCCCGAAAACACCCUCCAAACCCCGCCUUCAAAACCCUCCACCGCAACACCAAGUACCACAAACCCGUCAAACCGGGAGUCAUCUCCUCCGACGGCGACCGGGCCGUCGUCGUCGGAGAGUCCGGUUUGUCCUAUCUCCUCCCCGGCGCCCCGUUCGAGUUCCAAUUCAGCUACUCAGAGACUCCCAAGGUGAAGCCGGUGGCAAUUCGGGAGCCGGCGUUCUUGCCCUUUGCGCCGCCGACAAUGCCACGGCCGUGGACGGGGAAGGCGCCGAUGAAGAAUGAGAGGAGGAAGGCGAGGAAGAUUGCGUUGGUUGAGUCAAUGAAUCCCGUGGCGGAGGAGGAAGGCAGAGUGAAGCGGUUGGAAAUGGUGAGGCCGUUGGAGAUGGGGAGGUUUCCGGCGGAGGUGAAACCAAGACAGAAGGUGAUUGGAAUGCCGUUGACGAGAGCGGAGAUUUAUGAGCUUUUGAAGCCUCACAUUGGAAGCAAUCGACAAGUCAAUUUAGGAAGGGAUGGAUUGACACAUAAUAUGUUGGAGUUGGUGCAUACACAUUGGAAGCGACGGCCAGUUUGUAAAGUUCGAUGCCUGGGUGUUCCAACUGUCGAUAUGAAUAAUGUUUGCCGUUGUCUUGAGGUUUGCCAUAGCUUUUACUUGGAAAAAACUGGCGGAAAGAUCAUCCACCGAGUUGGUGGUACAGUUUAUAUUUUCCGUGGCAGAAACUAUGACCAUCGCACUCGUCCAUGGUACCCCGUUAUGCUCUGGAAACCAGCCACACCAGUUUAUCCGAAGCUCAUACAAGAAGCUCCAGAAGGUUUGACAAAAGCUGAAGCAGACGAGCUACGGAAGAAAGGGAAAAACCUUUUGCCGAUUUGUAGAUUAGCAAAAAAUGGUGUGUACACUUCCCUAGUGAAAGAUGUGAGGAAUGCUUUUGAAGGAAGUCCAUUAGUUAAGAUUAAUUGCGAGCGGCUGGAGCCUAGUGACUACAAAAAGAUUGGCGCUAAGCUGAAGGACUUGGUUCCUUGCGUGCUAUUGUCUUUUGACAAUGAACAAAUAUUGAUGUGGAGGGGACAAGGUUGGAAAUCAAUGUACCCAGAAGCUCCUUCAGGUUCUAUUUCUGCAGAUAGUGACACCGCAAAUGGUUUCAACUUUUCUGGAAGUAGAAGCGAUGACUAUCAGAAACCAGACCCUAAGACAGUAAUAUCAAGCCCUAAAAUGAUGUCCCUGUGGCAGCGUGCAAUCGAAACAAGCAAGGCAAUGUUGCUGGAGGAUAUUGGUCUCGGGCCUGACUCACUCUUGCAGAAAGUGGAGGAAUUCGACGGCAUGUCUCAGGCAACAGAGCAUUCCUAUCCAGCGUUAGUCUUCUCCAGUGAAGAUGGCAAUAGUAGUCACGACGACGGAAGUGAGGAGGAUGAGGAUGACGGCGAAGAUUUUCUCAGCGACCCGUUUGAAGGAACAGAGUCAUCAGUCCCUAUCGGAUCCUUACCUGUGGAUUGGAUAGCAACGCAGCCGGAUGAGCAGUGAAAACUGACUUAAGAUCUAUGGAAGUUCUUCCAGCUGGGUCGUGAAUAUAUUAUGCUCAUUGCAUUUAAGCUCUGCUUGAGGCAAAUUUCGGUUUCUUGGCCAAAACGCUAUCAAGGUUUAGAUCGAGUUAUGAACAGCAAUGGCAAUGUCUGUCUCAACAGAGUGGUUCCCAGGUGUACAGGUAUAAGUAAUGUAAGCAUCAUAAUUGGUGGAAGUUUUUACAUUUUUUUUUUUUGUAAUUUUUCAUGUCUGGGGAAAGUGCUCCUGCUGGUAAUUAAAUCGUUCAUUCCUUCGCUUGUGUGCUCAAUUUGAGAGGAUGUGCGUACUGUAGAUAGUGCAUUUGAUCAUUAACCCUAAUUUUGGCCUCAAUGGCAAUGAAGUAAUGCAUUAGUUAGGGGAGGAAAACCCAUUCAAGUUCUUAAAA
Messenger RNA from Rhododendron vialii, 2296 nucleotides. Its product is annotated as CRS2-associated factor 2, chloroplastic. Gene Ontology annotation, molecular function: RNA binding. The transcript has 7 exons. Lineage: Eukaryota; Viridiplantae; Streptophyta; Magnoliopsida; Ericales; Ericaceae. The record is from RefSeq and is a predicted model, not a curated record. The coding region runs from base 208 to 1872 and encodes 554 amino acids. Gene Ontology annotation, biological process: Group II intron splicing.